AUGGCUUCUCUGGGCAGAUUGAGGGGUCUGGACCAACAGGAAAAGGCCCCGGCCCAUCCCCAUGGUGACUGAGCUGUAUAUAGGGAGCCGCAUCCGCCCAUGUGCCGCAGGUUCUCUUACAUCGACCGCCUAAGAGUCGCGCUGUAAGAAGCAACAACCUCUCCUCUUCCUCUCCGCCAUCUGCUCGGCAGCCGCGAAGCAGCAACCAUGCGUGAGUGCAUCUCCAUCCACGUUGGCCAGGCUGGUGUCCAGAUUGGUAAUGCCUGCUGGGAGCUCUACUGCCUGGAACACGGCAUCCAGCCCGAUGGCCAGAUGCCAAGUGACAAGACCAUUGGGGGAGGAGAUGACUCCUUCAACACCUUCUUCAGUGAGACGGGGGCCGGCAAGCAUGUACCCAGGGCAGUGUUCGUAGACCUGGAACCCACAGUCAUCGAUGAAGUUCGUACUGGUACCUACCGCCAGCUCUUCCACCCUGAGCAGCUCAUCACAGGCAAGGAAGAUGCUGCCAAUAACUAUGCCCGUGGGCACUACACCAUUGGCAAGGAGAUCAUUGACCUUGUCUUGGACCGAAUUCGCAAGCUGGCUGACCAGUGCACAGGUCUUCAGGGCUUCUUGGUUUUCCACAGCUUUGGUGGGGGAACUGGUUCUGGGUUCACCUCUCUGCUGAUGGAACGCCUCUCUGUUGAUUACGGCAAGAAGUCCAAGCUGGAAUUCUCCAUUUACCCAGCCCCCCAGGUUUCCACAGCUGUAGUUGAGCCCUACAACUCCAUC
Molecule: messenger RNA, 771 nt
Organism: Otolemur garnettii (small-eared galago)
Lineage: Eukaryota; Metazoa; Chordata; Mammalia; Primates; Galagidae
Product: tubulin alpha-1C chain-like
Exons: 4
Biological process (GO): mitotic cell cycle; microtubule cytoskeleton organization
Cellular component (GO): microtubule; cytoplasm
Molecular function (GO): structural constituent of cytoskeleton; GTP binding
Source: RefSeq, a predicted model, not a curated record